This is a messenger RNA of Umbelopsis ramanniana AG, 936 nucleotides long. RefSeq lists its product as uncharacterized. Bases 282 to 776 code for a protein of 164 amino acids. The transcript is spliced from 4 exons. Lineage: Eukaryota; Fungi; Mucoromycota; Umbelopsidomycetes; Umbelopsidales; Umbelopsidaceae. The record is from RefSeq and is a predicted model, not a curated record.
GGAAUAUUUGUGACCACUAUUUUUCGCGGAGCAAAAAAAUUUGGCCCAAAGUGAACGAACAACUCAUUGCAUUUUUCUUUUCGAAUCAGCCAGCAUGGGUAAAACAAGAGAAACAGUGUCUAGCGACGACAGCGACAUGGAAGAUUCAAUCACCAGGUAAGACUUUUUUCGCUCAAUGACGGUAAAUCCUUUCAAGCAAUGUACAAUUUCGGCCAAGCAAACGAUUACCAACGUCAGUGUUACUGCUCUUGAGAAGGUUUUGUUAUCUCUAACGAGCGAUCAUGAUCAUUUUCUUCUCAAACAGCUAUCGACCUCCAGAUAUGUUCAAAAUCGCCAAUUCUACACACGCAUCACCCUUUGAUUACGAGCAACUCGCUGACGAUGGCAAAGAACUCUGGCUUAUUCGGGUACCUCAUAACAUUACUUCAUCAGACCUUGUCGGAAUGAAAUUCAAGCUUCCAGGCGAUCGCUCUCCUGGGAAGAGUCUCGGCAAACUUUCAAAACAUUCGUCUUCGUACUCCAUGUAUCGCGUACCCGAGGCAUUGGAAGAAUCUGACGAGAACAUCUUGUGUGGUGGCCAGGAAAUGUCUGGAUUCAGAUGCUUGGUCCCGUACAUGAAGAGAAAAGGCAAACUGGGAUUUGCACCAAAACCCAUCAAGCAUAAGCUCAUUUUGGAUGAAAAGGUUGAAAUUCCAGACACCACUCAGAUUAAGAAGCGGUCGCAUGAGGCAGACUCGGACAAGAAAUCCCACAAGAAGAAGAAGGCCUCUUCGUAAAAACAACCCCCUCCAAUUUUCAUCAUUACCUCUCCAUUACCUUUUGUUUUGCUCCAUAUUGCCCCAAUGCAUCAUAGAAAUUCCCAAAUAAAUAAGCAACCAAACUGAAAAACCCUGUAGAAAAAUGCCGGUUGUAAUGAUUUAAAACUCCUACAUUGAU